CCUCUCUCUGCAACCUAACCUAAAAAAAAACUUUUAAUCUCAUUUUUCAUGGCCUUUUGAGCUUCACCUCCAAUUUUAGAUUUUAUAAUUCUCCAAAGCUUGUUAUAUUGAAUUAAAAUCAUGGCCGUUGAGCUUAUGAGUUUUGCUAAAAUGGAAGAUCAAAUGGCUAUACAGGAGGCUGCAUCACAAGGAUUGAAGAGCAUGGAACACUUGAUUCGUCUCAUGUCUAACCAAUCUAAGCGAGCCGACUGCACCGACCUCACUGACGUCACUGUUUCAAAGUUCAAAAAGGUUAUCUCUCUUCUUAACCGGACCGGUCAUGCCCGGUUCAGACGCGGUCCAGUUCAGUCGUCGUCUUCUUUAUCCUCGGCGCCGGUCCAAUCUGGUUCCGCUUCUAUUUCUCGCUCCCAAAGCAUAAACCUAAAUACUGUAGCGGUGGCUCCGGUACCUGUAAAUCGUCCAUCUGUUGUGCAUCCUGUGCCAGCUCCGAUCGCGGCUGUUCCGGCGAGCUUUGUGCAGUCUCAGCCGCAGAGUGUGACUCUUGACUUUACAAAACCUAACAUAUUUAGCUCAAACGGUAAAAACACAGAGCUAGAGUUUAGUGUGUCUUCCAGCUCGUCUUUUAUGUCAUCUGCUAUAACUGGAGACGGCAGCGUUUCGAACGGAAAACAAGGAUCUUCGAUCUUUUUACCGCCGGCAGUCUCCGGUGGAAAGCCGCCGCUAUCUUCUGGUCCUUACAGUAAAAAGAGGUGCCACGAGCACGAUCAUUCCGAUGAUCUCUCCGGAAAAUUCUCCGGAUCCGCAAGCGGCAAGUGCCACUGCUCCAAAAGAAGGAAAAAUCGGGUUAAGAAAACCAUUAGAGUACCAGCAAUCAGUUCAAAAAUCGCUGAUAUUCCACCGGAUGAAUUCUCUUGGAGAAAAUACGGUCAAAAGCCAAUCAAGGGAUCACCAUAUCCACGUGGAUAUUACAAGUGUAGUACUGUCAGAGGUUGUCCGGCAAGGAAACACGUAGAACGGGCGACAGAUGAUCCAGCCAUGCUGAUUGUGACAUAUGAAGGGGAGCACCGUCAUAGUCAACCUGUUGCGAUUCACGAUAAUAUGUCCGGCGGUAGCGUUGGGUUGAUAUUCGAGUCGUCGUGAAAAGUAGGGAAAUUUGUAGGGAAUAAUAAUAAAGAGUUAGAAUAGGCAAAGAAAAGUUUUUAGAAUUUAGAUGGCUGAUUUGGGUUUGUAAAUUUUUCCUGGGGAGAUGAGAUAAAAUAGACAUGGGCAAAAUCUUAUUUUGCCAAUUCUGUGUUUAAAUUAAUUUAAAGAAAUUCUAAAUUUUUUAUUUGGACUUA
Messenger RNA from Mercurialis annua (annual mercury), 1337 nucleotides. RefSeq names its product probable WRKY transcription factor 17. The coding region runs from base 121 to 1140 and encodes 339 amino acids. Gene Ontology annotation, molecular function: DNA-binding transcription factor activity; sequence-specific DNA binding. The record is from RefSeq and is a predicted model, not a curated record. Gene Ontology annotation, biological process: regulation of DNA-templated transcription. Lineage: Eukaryota; Viridiplantae; Streptophyta; Magnoliopsida; Malpighiales; Euphorbiaceae. The transcript is spliced from 3 exons.